AAUGGUUAUAAUCGAAAAGAAGUAUCAUAUUUUUGUCCCGUAGCGAGUUUAGUAUUUUUUACACUUCGAUUCCAUAAUACAUUCUGAAGUGAACAAUCCUCUUAUAAAAGCGAAGGCUAGUGUGAGAAACGAUCUCAGUUGUGAAUGAUCUGUGCUCGCGUCAAAGUCAAUGUACUUUGUGUUAGAAAAAUGGAAAGUGUACUUAAUGUGGGAAGUGAAGAAUAUAAGGCAAGCACAGAACCGGGUCAGAGUCCAUUGAAAGUUCACUUGAAGAGUUUGUGGUACUUUUAUCACUUUUGGUUAGCAGUUGUGUUGGGAACUUUUCAGACCAUCUUUGAAUUUUUCACCGAUUGGCAUAGUGAAAAGAAGUUUGAUGGACAAGUAGUGUUAGUUACAGGUGGUGGAAAUGGUCUGGGAAGGGCAAUUUGUAUGGAAUUAGUGAAAGAAAAGUGCAAAAUUGCCAUUGCUGAUGUUGAUAUUAAGGCGGCCGAGAAAACAGCAAUUGAACUCCAGUCAUUGGGAAUUAUAGCCAAGGCUUACAAAGCGGAUGUUUCGAUUUAUGAUGAGGUUCUUGAUCUACGGUCCCAAAUUCAGAAUGACUUUGGAACUGUUGAUGUGCUUAUUAACAAUGCAGGACUUGUGUGCAAAAUCUCACUGUCCGAAGGAACCCCUCAGGACAUUCAGAAAGUGAUAAAUGUAAAUAUUGCGUCUAAUUUUUGGACCACGAGGAUCUUUCUUAAAGACAUGAUAGCUCGGAAACGAGGUCACAUCGUGGGAGUGUCAUCAAUGUUCGGCAUACUCCCUAGUGGACGAUCAAUUCUCUACAACACCACAAAGUACGCUGUUCGGGGAUUCAUGUCGUGUCUGAAUGAGGAAAUUCGCAUGAAUAAAUUGUCUAGACAGAUAAAAACCACAACAGUUUACCCACUAUUCAUCACCACACGUGAUGAUCUUAUAAGAACCUUAGCUCAUAUCAAAAUGCUGGACAAAACCGUGGUCAUGCCGUCCGAAUAUGCAGCCACACUGAUCGUCAAAGCGAUUAAGCAAGAGAAGCUUCACGCAUCAAUUCCUCAUGGAUUUUACACAAUGUCGGGCAUACUUGCAAUUCUACCAAGGCGAAUUCUUGAAAAAUAUUUUGACGCAGUAAUUGGUGAUAUUCCACAGACUUUUUGAGAAUAUUGUAUAAUAGGCACUAAAUGCAAAAGUU
Messenger RNA from Phlebotomus argentipes, 1207 nucleotides. RefSeq names its product protein dhs-3-like. The coding region runs from base 145 to 1173 and encodes 342 amino acids. Gene Ontology annotation, molecular function: oxidoreductase activity, acting on the CH-OH group of donors, NAD or NADP as acceptor. Gene Ontology annotation, cellular component: lipid droplet. NCBI's taxonomy places the organism in Eukaryota, Metazoa, Arthropoda, Insecta, Diptera, Psychodidae. The record is from RefSeq and is a predicted model, not a curated record. The transcript has 4 exons.